UUAGCCGAGCGUCUUUGCCCUAUUCGCCUUGCCGCACUCUAAACCCCCGCUCCGCCUCCUCCGCCGCUGCUCCCCUGCGUCUCCUCGGCAGGCCGCCUCGAUCGUCCCCUUUCUUUCCCUUCCGUUUCCCUCAGGUCGGAUUCGGAGGGUGGGUCGUAGAUAAUAUGUUCGCGACGGCGGUUCGAUGGAUGGCAAAGAAGCCAAAGCCGAAGAUGAAGCCCAUCGAGCCCCGGACGCCGCCGGAGCAGACCCAGACCAUCACCCGCGCUAUAUUCGAUGUCGUCAAGGAGCACGGGCCCCUUACUAUCGCCGACACUUGGGACCACCUAAAGGGAGUUGGUUUGAGAGGUUUGAAUAGUAAAAGGCAAAUGAAGAUCCUAUUAAGGUGGAUGAGGGAGAGGCAAAAACUGCGGCUAAUCUGUAACCAUGACGGACCACACAAGCAAUUUCUUUAUACCACUUGGUUCACUAAUCCCAGAACCAUGCCACCAAGGCCAAGAAUGGGAUCUUCUGAGCCAUGAGGAUUUAUCAACUGUUCAGCUCCCUUCAAUCAAGACAUUUUGGGCAGUUGAUUUCUGUACAAAACUCCCAGAUUUCUCAACUUGCUUAGAACUGUGCCCUGUGCUGGAAUUGUAAGUUAUCUGUAGCUCUCAGGAAAGUGUUACAAAUUUUUGUAACUGUGAUUUGAAUAUUAGAACUGUGCUUAGAACUGUGCCCUGUGCUGGAAUUGUAAGUUCUCUGUAGCUCUCAGGAAAGUGUUACAAAUUUUUGUAACUGUGAUUUGAAUAUUAUUUUAUUUGACUUUUCUCC
Messenger RNA from Musa acuminata AAA Group (dessert banana), 810 nucleotides. RefSeq lists its product as uncharacterized. Bases 165 to 521 code for a protein of 118 amino acids. The transcript is spliced from 3 exons. The record is from RefSeq and is a predicted model, not a curated record. NCBI's taxonomy places the organism in Eukaryota, Viridiplantae, Streptophyta, Magnoliopsida, Zingiberales, Musaceae.